Carcharodon carcharias (great white shark) is the source of this 2354-nucleotide messenger RNA. It is a transcript of the gene mmp24, whose product is annotated as matrix metallopeptidase 24. The coding region runs from base 92 to 1729 and encodes 545 amino acids. The transcript is spliced from 10 exons. Lineage: Eukaryota; Metazoa; Chordata; Chondrichthyes; Lamniformes; Lamnidae. Gene Ontology annotation, molecular function: metalloendopeptidase activity; zinc ion binding. The record is from RefSeq and is a predicted model, not a curated record. Gene Ontology annotation, cellular component: extracellular matrix. Gene Ontology annotation, biological process: collagen catabolic process; extracellular matrix organization; proteolysis.
GUCAGUCUGCGGAGAAGAAAGAACCUUCAUCGUGGAGAAUUGGUUGAAGACUUAUGGAUACCUACUGCCGAAUGAUAUCCGUACAUCUGCCAUGCGUUCCGCUCAUUCUAUGCAGGCUGCCAUUGCAGCAAUGCAGCGAUUCUACAGAAUCCCAGUCACUGGAGUGCUGGACGAGACCACUGUGGAGUGGAUGAAAAAGCCUCGGUGUGGAGUCCCUGAUCAACCCCGGGUCACUCACAGACAGAGGAGAAAACGCUACGCACUAACAGGCCAGAAAUGGAGACAGAAACAUAUUACAUACAGUAUACACAACUACACUCCGAAGGUGGGAGAAUAUGAAACUCGCCGAGCAAUUCGUCGAGCGUUUGAUGUUUGGCAGAAAGUCACUCCAUUGACUUUUGAGGAAAUUCCUUAUCAUGAGAUUAAGAGUGAUAGAAAGGAAGCAGACAUUAUGAUUUUCUUUGCCUCGGGUUUCCAUGGUGACAGCUCCCCUUUCGAUGGAGAAGGUGGUUUUUUGGCACAUGCGUACUUCCCUGGACCAGGAAUUGGGGGCGAUACUCAUUUUGACUCAGAUGAACCCUGGACGUUGGGAAAUUCCAAUCAUGACGGGAACGACCUGUUCUUGGUUGCUGUUCAUGAACUAGGCCAUGCCUUAGGACUCGAGCACUCUAAUGACCCCAGUGCCAUCAUGGCUCCUUUUUAUCAAUAUAUGGACACAGAAAACUUCAAACUACCACAGGAUGAUUUACAAGGCAUCCAGAAGAUCUAUGGUCCCCCGACCGAAGUCCUGGAACCCACUCGGCCCCUGCCCACGCUCUCCUCCCGCAGGAUCCAUUCCACCUCUGAGAGGAAACACGACCGUCAGUCCCGGCCUCCUCGACCCCCCUCUGGGGAGAGACCCUCCUAUCCUGGCUCCAAACCCAACAUCUGCGAUGGACAUUUCAACACAGUGGCCUUGUUCCGAGGGGAAAUGUUUGUUUUCAAGGACCGUUGGUUUUGGCGUCUCCGCAAUAACCGUGUGCAGGAGGGUUACCCGAUGCAGAUUGAGCAGUUCUGGAAAGGACUUCCCACCAGGAUUGAUGCUGCUUAUGAACGAUCAGAUGGCAAAUUUGUUUUCUUUAAAGGAGAUAAGUACUGGGUGUUCAAGGAGGUGACUGCGGAGCCUGGCUAUCCCCAUGGUUUGGUGCAGCUGGGGAAAGGACUCCCACGAGAAGGAAUCGACAUGGCCUUGCGUUGGGAACCAGUGGGAAAAACCUAUUUCUUCAAAGGAAACAAGUACUGGAGGUAUAAUGAGGAGAAGCAGACCUCAGAUCCCGGAUACCCAAAACCCAUCACCAUAUGGAAGGGAAUCCCAGAGGCACCUCAGGGUGCAUUUGUGAGCAAGGAAGGAACUUACACAUAUUUUUACAAAGGGAAGCAGUACUGGAAGUUUGACAACCAGAAGUUACUUGUGGAGCCAGGAUAUCCCCGCUCAAUCGUCAAGGAUUGGAUGGGAUGCAAUCACAAAGAUGUCAACACGAGCAAAGACCGCCAUCGGCCCAACGAUGACGUGGACAUCAUGGUCCAGAUCAAUGACGUACCCAGUACAGUAAAUGCUAUCGCCGUUGUCAUCCCUUGUAUCCUGUCCCUCUGUAUCCUGGUGUUGGUCUACACCAUCUUUCAGUUCAAACAGAAAGGGUCACAGCAGAACCUGGUGUCCUGUAAACGCUCAGUGCAAGAGUGGGUAUGAAGAUCUGAGCAAAAAAGGACAGGCCUUUUAAAAAUGUCAUUGGUUCACAUGAGGGCUAUUUGUGAAUGAGGCAAGGUCUUCUGACCGUGGGAAAGAUGACUCGAGAGCCGAGAAUCUCUGAACCUUGGGGUAUUUGUGGUGUUUCUACCUGCUGAACAAGGGAACAGACAGGGAACUGGGAUCCUCCCUGCAACACACACAUCACAUCUUUACUACAAUGCCUCAUUCAUGUUUUUGGUGUGCCAUUUUGUGUAGGCCAGUCUGCAUGUGUUUUGACACAUGGCUGGAUGGACCUUCUCUGGUGAAGAGGGAAAACACCACAGGAGAAAUGAGGAUAAACUCCGUCUCUUUAGUUCUUCAUUCUGCAAAUCAACAUCUUCGGUGGAGUUGGAAGUUUUCUUGUUUGGGAUAGACUUACACCACAAAAUAUUCCUGGAAAACGAAUAACAUCAAAGAAAGAAAUGUUGAAUAAGAAAAGAUUUUGCUGGUCAUGAUUAGAGAAAAUAUAAUGCUCCUUGAACAGAGAUUUUGACUUUUAAAAUGGGAGCGUAAUUUUAUUACACAUUAACUGGAACAAUAGGAAAAAGAGAAAAUGUGGAUUCAUGAAUCCACUGGGGAUUAAACA